Scedosporium apiospermum is the source of this 285-nucleotide messenger RNA. RefSeq lists its product as uncharacterized. Lineage: Eukaryota; Fungi; Ascomycota; Sordariomycetes; Microascales; Microascaceae. The coding region runs from base 1 to 285 and encodes 94 amino acids. The record is from RefSeq and is a predicted model, not a curated record. The transcript has 2 exons.
AUGUCCGUCUAUUUGGACGUUGAGGCGCGAGAUCCCCAGGGUUUAAGCGUUGUCGACUACGUUGUGCGGUUCAGUACUGGCGAGGAAGUCAAAGCGUUGCUGAGGCUCGAGGCACAGCGGGCCCCCGGCCUCACAAAGCACAGGAGCGACGAGACCGAGGCCAGCGAAAACGUUGACCCGUGGAUCGACUCGAAGUAUAAUGGCGGCGAGUGGAUGAUGCUGUACCACGCAGCGUAUCUCGGGCGUGAUGACGUCGUUUCGAUGUCUGUUCAAGGCCGGGGCUGA